AUGUACGAUCUACUCAUGGCAUCCGACGGAUUAAUAGGCCACGGUACAGGUCUUGUAAACGUUAAUGUUGAAUUCCGCCUGAUCGUAUUUCGGCCCUUUAAGAACGAAGUAAUUCUAGGAAAAAUUAGUAGUUCGAAUUUACAUGGAAUUCGAGUACGACUACCAUUCUUCGAUGAUAUCUUUGUACCAAGAGAAAAGCUUCCGAGUCCAUGUGAAUUUAAAUUCGACGAACAAAUCUACGUAUGGCAAGCCAGUCCGGACUUCCCCCUAUAUUUCGAUAAGCACGAAACAGUACGUUUAAGGAUUGAGCAGGAGAUCUGGACUGAUCAGACGCCUAUUGGACCCAAAGAUGAAGAAAACUCAAAAUCUGUUAGGUCUAGCCCCUAUGUUUUGCAUGGGAGCAUGCAGGAAGCAGGUCUAGGACCAUGCCUGUGGUGGGAUGACGCCGAAGAGGACGUUGCCGAAGAGUGA
This is a messenger RNA of Blumeria graminis f. sp. triticale, 471 nucleotides long. NCBI's taxonomy places the organism in Eukaryota, Fungi, Ascomycota, Leotiomycetes, Helotiales, Erysiphaceae. The record is from the annotation of a GenBank genome assembly.